Peromyscus leucopus (white-footed mouse) is the source of this 2367-nucleotide messenger RNA. It is a transcript of the gene Muc20, whose product is annotated as mucin 20, cell surface associated. Gene Ontology annotation, biological process: hepatocyte growth factor receptor signaling pathway. Lineage: Eukaryota; Metazoa; Chordata; Mammalia; Rodentia; Cricetidae. The record is from RefSeq and is a predicted model, not a curated record.
AAGGGGCGGGGGAGGAGGCAGAGGGAAGGCAAGCCUGUGUCAGCCCUCACUGAGCGUCUGUGUUCACCUGGCUGCAUUCUGGAACCUACCCGGUCACACCUGGGCAGGCGGCGGUGGCGGCGGCCCCUCCUCCCUGGAUUGAGGAAGCAGGAAAGGGUGGUGAGGAGAGGCAGCAGGCAGGUCUGCCAGGCAGCGGUGGUCCGUGCCCAGGCGGGAUGGGCUCUGUCUGGGUUCUAGCUGUGCUUCUCUUUUUCUCCUGCUGGAAGGCUGGAGUCACUGCCAGCUCUGCAGUCUCCUCACCCCCACUUUGGAGGCCUGGCAUCGGCAGUUCAGCUCCUUUGGUGACAACCAGCAACUCGGAACAGAGGGACAGGCCCCGCUCAGAGGGGGCUCUCCAGACCACUCACCUGACUCAGGAUGUUCCUCUAGACGCUUUAACUCUGACCACCUCCCCUACAUCAUCAACCCUAGAUAUUCAGACCACCUCCCCUGCAACAUCAACCCUGGAUAUUCAGACCACCUCCCCUACAACAUCAACCCUAAAUAUUCAGACCACCUCCCCUACAUCAUCAACCCUGGAUAUUCAGACCACCUCCCCUACAUCAUCAACCCUGGAUAUUCAGACCACCUCCCCUACAAUGUCAACCCUAGAUAUUCAGACCACUUCCCCUACAUCACCAACCCUAAAUAUUCAGACCACCUCCCCUGUAGCAUUAACCCUGGAGACCCAGACCUCUUCCCUUGCAGCAUCAACCCUGGAGACCCAGACUUCUUCCCUCAUAGCAUUUACCAUAGAUACACAGGCCACUUCUCCUGCAGCAUCCACCCUAAAUACUCAGACCACCUCCCCUGCAGCAUCCACCCUGGAGACCCAGACCACUUUCCCUGCAACAGAGGCCCUAGAGAACCAGACUGUUUUCCCUGUUGAUUCGACCCUAAAAACCCAGACGGUUUCCUCUGAAACAGAGACCAGAACUCUCGCAAUAAGAAUACCUUCCAACUUCAUGGUCGUGCAUCCCAUCCCUACGGACACUUCGGCUACACAGAGCAGCCCCAGGCCUGGAAUGAGCACUGUCAUGACUGGCACACUGAGUGAUCCCAUAGGAGUCGUUGGCACCCUUUGUAUUGAUGACAGCUCAGAAGAGGCGAGGAAGAUCACAAUUGACCUCUUGACCUUGGCAUACACCUCCACAGAAGCCGAACACCUGUCCUCAGAGAGCAGCUCCUCCUCGGACAGCUCGGCUGGCGUCCUCGCCAGCUCACAGGUCCUGGGGUCCGAUAUUGCAACUCCAGCCAAGGACUUGGUUGCCUUCAGCAUCACCCAGAUUAAGCUCACCACCUGCAUCACAGAAAUAGAAACAUCUGUCAUCACCUCAGAUACUAACCACGGCCCUACAGGAGCGACAGCCUUGUCCACUUCUGAGACGCUCACCUUGCCUCAAUCCCCCAAGACAAAACCACUUAGCCCCAAGACCACAAGCUCACCUGGGACCCCGUCAACAGCUGGCACCUCAACCCUUGCCACCACCCUUGAGGGCACACCCCCUAUUAGUGGCCUCACAGAAAGAGGAACAACAGUAGCUCAGACUCCUACCUCCGGAGUCCCUUCAGGGACAGUUAGUACGAACCCACUGAAAGAGACCUCAACACUCUCUACAGCGACACAAAGCCACACUGAGGUCUUGGGAACAACGACCGUCCCCAGGGCUACUGGGUCAACAAGGGGAGAAGCAACCUCCUACUAUUCCUCAACUCCAGACAACAGUCCCUCAGCGGGGGUCACCACCAAGAGCUCUGCUACCUCGGAGACUUUAACCAGCAGCUCCUUAGCCAAGACCACGGCCCCACCAAGGACAGCAGUGGAGCCCCUAACGUCUACACCCACUGCUGCUUGGACAAGGACCACAAAACACGAUCCAGGGGGAGAUGGAGGCUUCCUCCUUGUACGGCUGAGUGUGGCCUCCCCUGAGGACCUCACUGAGCCCAAAGCCAUAGAGAAGCUGAUGGACCAGCUCAGCUGUGAAUUGCACACCCACAUGCCCCUUGUCCAAGUGUCCUUACUGAGCGUCAGAAGGGGCUGAAGAAUGUUAGCUGCAACCAAGCAUGUCCUCUGUAGCAGAAGAAGAGUAGUGUUGCCUGUGACCUGGACCCCAAACAGACCAAAGCCGUGGUACUGUGCUGUGGACCCACAAGGUUCCCAUGAAGGUCAGCUGGCCUGAGAACCCUGCCCCAUUCCUGACCACAAGACCUUGGUCCACUAUGCCUGGGUGUGUCUGCAAGGGGAGAGGGCUGGCCUGUUUCCAGUGGUGCCCUUCACCACCUCUGACUGGUUAUUGUAUUUCAGUAAAGAGAAAACUGGCCACUCCA